AUGAACACUGAUCCACAACACACAAGGUCAGAGAGAUACCGAAGAAUUCAGCAGUCAAAAUCUACUCUUGCACUCUGCGAAAUCUUUGGGCUAGAGGAAUAUCACAAAAAGGUUACCGGUAAACAGCGGGAAAGGCGUAAGGCUGCACAGGACAGUGUGAUUGCCAAGCGCCCAUCAGAAGAAGCAGACGCCACUACUACUGGAUUAUCAAAAAAGUCCAAAACCGAGCAAUAG
Phycomyces blakesleeanus NRRL 1555(-) is the source of this 234-nucleotide messenger RNA. RefSeq lists its product as hypothetical. The coding region runs from base 1 to 234 and encodes 77 amino acids. The record is from RefSeq and is a predicted model, not a curated record. The transcript is spliced from 2 exons. Lineage: Eukaryota; Fungi; Mucoromycota; Mucoromycetes; Mucorales; Phycomycetaceae.